GUCCCGAUCAGUCUGCUAAUACAUCUCGCUCAUGGCAAACCCAUGCACCGCGCUUAUCUGCGCAGGCGCAACGAGCCUCUCUACCUUGGCUUCAAGUUCCCCAUAUACAUGCUUUGCUCUACCGCUAACCAGUACACAACCAAGUCCACGGGGGCCCUCAGCCACACCCUUAGAACGAGCAAGGCCCAGAGGCGGCGGCCUAAAAACCCCCCGUCCUGCAUAUAGCCCAGGUUGCGGCGUGACUCAGAUGAGGCCGGGUGCUUCUUCAACCUUCAUCCUCUUUUUACCCGCUGCUCUGGCGUACAGCAAACAGCGCAGCAGAAAGCACGUAAUCGUACGUAUUCGAAAUAAAGUGACCCGCCGAUCAACCCGUUUCUGGACUCGCCACCGACUCACUGUCCAGGCUCUCUCCGGUAUCCUAUAAUGGCCUCCGAUUCAAUCGAGCUUCGCAGCACGGGCCACGGAUCCACGACCAAAACACGUGGAAAUGACACAAACACACGUGGAAAUGACACAAACACAAGCGGAAAUGACACAAACACAAGCGGAAACAGCUACCCCGAGGGCGGCUGGAAAGCGUACCUGGUGGUGCUCGGGUCGCACCUCGGGCUCAUGGUGCACUUCGGCAUCCUCAACGCCGUGGGCGCGGUGCAGGCGUACGUGUCGUCGCACCAGCUUGCCGGCGAAGCGGUGUCGUCCGUGUCGUGGGUGUUCUCCAUCUACAUGUGCCUCCCGUUCUUCUUGGGCGCGCUCGUGGGGCCCGUGUUCGACCGGCGCGGCAGCAAGCAGCUCCUCGCGGCGUCCACCGCGUUGCUUUUCGCGGGCUUCCUCGCGUUGAGCUUCAGCCUGCUGAUCGUGGCGUUUCUUUUCUCGCUCUCCUUGUGCUUGGGCACGGCGCACGCGUUGGCCAUCCCGCCGCUCGUGUCGCUGUUGAGCCACUGGUUCUUGGUGCACCGCGGCAAGGCCUUGGGGCUCGCCAGCUUGGGCGGGUCCGUGGGCGGCACCAUCUGGCCGCUCGUGCUCCAGGCCUUGUACGGGUCCGUCGGCUACGCGUGGGCCAUCCGCGUGGUGGGCGCCGUGGCCGUGUGCCUCCUGGCCGCGUCCGUGUUUCUCGUGGAGCUGCGCUUCACGCUGCGCACACACAGCCCCCCGGAGCAGGCCGCGUCCAAGACGCGCCGGCUCGCCGCAUCUAUGCGCCGGCACCUCGACGUGAGCGCGUUCCGCGAACCGCGGUUCGCGGCGCUCGUGGCGGGCGUGUUUCUCACGGAGAUCGCGCUUCUCAGCGUGGUCACGUACUUGGCGUCGUACGCCCUCGCGCACGGCUUCAGCGAGAAGCACUCCUUGCUUCUCUUGACGCUCUUGAACGCCGCGGGCAUCCCGGGCAGGUACCUCCUGGGCCUCAUGGCCGACCGCUACGGCAGCGUGAACACCAUGGUGGUGAUGCUCUCGGGCUUCUGCGUGUCGAUCUUCGCGGUGUGGCUCCCCGGCGGCGGCUCCGCGGCGCUCUGGGGCUUCGCGGCGUUUUUCGGCUUCUGCAGCUCGUCCAUCUUGAGCCUCACGCCCGUGUGCUUGGGGCUGUUCACGCCGGUCGCCGUGUUUGGCCGCUGCUACGGGCUCAUGUACACGUUCAGCAGCACGGGCAUUCUCUUUGGCAUUCCCGUGGGCUCGGCCAUCAUCGACGACAGCUCCGUGGCGAGCUACCGCAACUUCACGGUGUUCUGCGGCUGUUUUGCCGUGGCGGGCACCGUGUCGUGGGGCGUGUGCCGAUACCUCCUCGUGGGGGCCAGGCUCAACGUGAAAGUGUGA
Molecule: messenger RNA, 1806 nt
Organism: Metschnikowia bicuspidata var. bicuspidata NRRL YB-4993
Lineage: Eukaryota; Fungi; Ascomycota; Pichiomycetes; Serinales; Metschnikowiaceae
Exons: 2
Coding region: 424-1806 (460 amino acids)
Biological process (GO): transmembrane transport
Cellular component (GO): fungal-type vacuole membrane
Molecular function (GO): transmembrane transporter activity
Source: RefSeq, a predicted model, not a curated record